Molecule: messenger RNA, 1969 nt
Organism: Oncorhynchus mykiss (rainbow trout)
Lineage: Eukaryota; Metazoa; Chordata; Actinopteri; Salmoniformes; Salmonidae
Source: RefSeq, a predicted model, not a curated record
GGAGGAUGUGAGGGAGCAGAGGGGGGAGGUUAAAGAGAAUGGGAGGAGGUCGGGGAAGGGGAACAUGAUGAGGGUGAGAAGCAAUAAAUUGAAGGAAGUCUUGAAGGACGACAGCAAGGUGGAGGAGCAGACAGAGGUCCAAGAAGAAGGGAAGGAAGUCUUGAAGGACGAGGUGAAGGAAGAGAUGAAAGGGGAAAGCUCAGAGGACGGUGGGUGGAGCGGCGUGCCGCGGUGCAGUCUAGAGACGCCUCGCCGUGGGGACUGGCUACGAAAACACCGCAACUUCACUGACACCUUUUUACGAAUGCACCCUUCUCGGGGGUCGCCCGAAAGGUCAUCGAGCUCAUUGUCAGGGGUCACGGCAGUGUCAGGAGGAGGAGGAGGAGGAGGAGGAGGGGGCGGAGUCUAUCGCCUGACCCCGGACUCUGUCCUCCGUUGGUUCUACCCGGCGGUCCAGCGCUGCCUAGCAACCGUGCGCUACCCUUUCGAGCAACGCUGUACGCUGAGUCUGGCACUCGCCGACGACCGUGUGCAGCUCCGCCUCACACCGCGUUCCGACUACGUCUGCUGUCACAUCUCCAUGGCAAUACGGCUCCUCCCUGCCAUCCCCCUCGGAGACGGGGUCUACCUGGUUCCCGUGGAAACGACGGCCUCAGUGGCGAUGUCAAAUACAGACCAGCACCAGAACCAGCAGAGCGAGGAGAGGGACCUGUGGACUUUGUUCUUCCCCCGCCAGGAGCAGCGUCUGCUGGGCUGGCUCCGUGGCCGCUCACCACAACCCUCCUGCCACCUCAAGGUGCUCCAGCUGACCAAGGCGCUGCGUGACCUGGGUGGCCAGGCACUGGACAGCCACCGGGGGGCGCUCUGGAGGUCAGUCCUCUCCUCCUACACGCUGAAGACGGCCUGGCUGCGUCUGCUACUCAGCUCUCCUGCAGAGGCCUGGGAGGAUCGCCACCUGGUGGCCAGGAUGGAGGAGCUGGUCCGCAGCCUGAGGGAGAGCCUCCAGAACCGGGCUCUGGAUCACCUCUUCCUGGGGAGUGACAGCAGCUCCAUCUUACCUGACUCUGUGGCUCUACCUAAGUUGGUCAAGGAGGCGGUGGGAGCUCCAGUGGAGGGUUCAGGGGGAUGUUUGGGGGGUUCGACAGGGAACCUCUGGGCAGGUGUGGACCCAGCCUCGUUGGACCUAGUGUCUGGCCGGUUGGCGUAUGCCUGGAGCCAUCUCCACCGGCUGAUCAGGUUGGGCCGACCCCAGAGGAGUAGCUUGGGGCUGGGCAGGGCAGGCAACAUAAACUGCCAGCAUCUGCAACCUGGAGAAUAACACACUUAAAAGGAUUACAGGUGAAAACGGAGGUUCACAGCUAAUAUCCUCCAACAACGGGCCGAGUCAAACAGACAGAUACAUAGACAGACGGGAUGGAUGAAACACCAGGCUACUUGCACAUCCAAUGGUUGUACAGGAGCUACUGGUCUAGAAUAAAACGAAAGCCUACAACAGUGAUGGGACGUUCUCUGAGUCAUCCCUCUUAACCAGUCACGAAUGGAAAUCAUAGGGAAUGUGUGAAUUUGUAAUUUAUGAAUUUGUAAUUUAUGAUUUUGUAAUGAAUACAUGUGUCAUUUUUCCCCGGUACCAAAUGAAUGAGGUUUCAUUCAAAACCAGAGUGAUUGUAUGUCUGCUUCUGGCGGUGUCCCUAUUGGCACCCUAUUUUGUAUUUAGUGCACUACUUUCCCAUAGGACUCUGGUCCAAAGUAGUGCACUAGGCAAUAGGGUGCCUUUUUGGGAUGCACUUCUGUGUUCUGUGCUGUAUGUAUUAUCAGACAGUGUAAUAGGCAGGGUACACUCCCAGUUUAAAGACAGACAGUGUAAUAGGCAGGGUACACUCCCAGUUCAGAGACAGACAGUGUAAUAGGCAGGGUACACUCCCAGUUCAGAGACAGACAGUGUAAUAGGCAGGAUACACUCCCAGUUCAG